ACUAGUGACGCAGAGGCCCAGCGGAGCAAGGGAUUGGCUGGCCCGCGUCCGCUGCUUCCGCGCGGCCUGCUCCUCCCAGGCCUUGCCCUCCGUCUGUCCUCGCCAGUCUUCCCGCUGUGACCUUCGUUGCUGGCGGCCCCACGACGCAAAUAUCGCCAGGCUGAGUCCGAAAAAAAAGGGCAGCUGCAGCCUCUAGGUCCCGACCAUAUUAAACGCCCCCUACUCUACACUACGUUUUUGGUGCCCUGUCUUGCCCUUCGGGUGGGCUGGCGCCUAGGGCAAAGAGUUGAGAUAGGCCCAGGGAUGGGAAAUUUCGUCCAAGGAGAAUCUGACCAGCAACUCGUGACGAAAACUAACUGAGGCGCCUGGGAUUGGCUGCGCUGCGGAGGGGGGUCAGGGAAGGCGAUCUGCUCAGAUUUUCUUCCAGGCAUAGACCCUUUCCUUCAAGGGCAAGCUCCAGUAUGGGGGCACAGCACACCCUGCUCCAGAGGCACAAAGAGAGAACAUCCUACAUCAGCCACUCCUGCCCAGUAGUACGGAGGGGAGCAGAAGCUUCAGAGCCCACUCCUGCAGGACUCAUGGUACAUGGUAAACCUAGCUGCAGCCCACCUCUGAAACAGCCACAGCACCUGCCAUGAGAGAAGGAACCCUGGAAUCUACAGACCAAUUUUCCAGGUCUCUCCCCUUUCCCUUUGCUACUGUUCCCUUUCUAUGCCUUAAAAAUAACUCAGAUGGAGAAGGUGGACUCCAGAGUAUGAGUGGCACUCUGCACCCUGAGGGCUCCCAGCCUGGCCCUCACCAUGUUCGCUGUCUCAGAGGUGGCAGCGGGCAGACCUUAUGGGUGCAGUGAGUGUGGCAAGAGCUUCCGCUACAGUUCAGUGCUGCUGCGGCAUGAGCGGGCCCACAGUGGUGACAGCAGCUUCCGCUGCCUAGAGUGUGGUGAGCGAUGCGCAGAGGCCUCAGACCUCCGUGCACAUAGACGCGCUCACGCGGGCCAGACGCUCUACAUCUGCAGUGAGUGUGGCCAGAGCUUCCGCCACAGCGGCCGCCUUGACCUGCACCAGAGCGUACAUAGACGGCGCAUACGCUCCUGCCGCUGCCGAGCUUGUGGUGGAUGCUUUCCACACCUCCCGGCUCUGCUGCUGCACCGGCGCCGCUGGCACCCUCCCGAGAGGCCCCGCCGCUGUCCGCUAUGCCCUCGAGCCUUCCGCCAGAGCGCGCUGCGCUUCCAUCUGGCACGGGCGCACCCAUGGGGAACAACUACUGUGCCUGCUGACACACUCCACCGCUGCACACAGUGCUCUCGGGUCUUCCGCAGCGGCGCUGGACUUCGGAGCCAUUUGCGUGUCCACGCAGCCAGGAGCCCCAGUGACUCCACACUUCGGCAGCCAGGUGCUCCGGACACACACCAGUGUGGUGUGUGUGGCAAGAGCUUUGGCAAGAGUUCCACGCUAACGCGACACCUGCAGACGCACUCCGGUGAGAAACCUUUCAAAUGCCCGGAGUGCGGCAAGGGCUUCCUGGAGAGCGCCACACUGGUGCGCCAUCAGCGCACACACACGGGCGAGAAGCCUUACGCCUGCGGCGACUGCGGGCGACGCUUCAGUGAGAGCUCCACGCUGCUGCGCCAUCGGCGCAGCCAUCAGGGAGAGCGGCCACAUGCCUGUGCCACAUGUGGCAAGGGCUUUGGGCAGCGCUCUGACCUGGUGGUGCACCAGCGCAUCCACACAGGUGAGAGGCCCUUCCCAUGUACUGAGUGCGGCCGCUGCUUCAGCGACCGCUCAGACCUCACAAAGCACAGGCGCACACACACAGGUGAGAAACCCUACCGCUGUGAGUUGUGCGGCAAGUGCUUCACAUGCGUCUCCAACCUCAAUGUGCACCGGCGCAACCAUGCUGGCCACAAGCCCCACAAGUGCCCUGAGUGUGGCAAGGCCUUCAGUGUGGGUUCCAAGCUGGCACUGCACCGCAAGACGCACCUGGGCGAGCGGCCAGCAGAAUGUGCAGAGUGUGGCAAAUGUUUUAGCCACAGCCGCUCCCUGUCACAGCACCAGCGAGCUCACAGGCGUGCUCAUGCCUCCACUGCUCCUGCUGCCGCUGCCACUCAGCCCAAGGCAGGCACUGCACUCAUAGUUGCUGGGCAAGCAGGACAGGAAAAGCCAGGGCUUUUUUUGCCUCAGUUGAGAGAGACUUAUUGAGACUUCUCUGGAGUGGGCUAGACAAGCACUCAUACAAUGCCACAGAGACGGUGGGACAACUCGCAGACAGAGGUCUGUGGAAAGACAGCAUGGCCUAUCACCUUUCUCCAUCUCUUGGUAGAACUUCACCUGGCUUCUCACAGCGCCCCUACACCUACGACCCUUGUCAGCUCUUUGCCUGUUCUCAGUCCUUCCUUCUCCCCCUCUGAGGUGUAGGUGCAGUGAAAACCUCUCAGACCCCACGAGUAGCACAGCAUCCAAGUAUUGGUGUAAUGAAUCCCUGCUGCUGUGCUCUCAGGUCUUGCCUGUCUUCCCAUCAUUGUUCUGUCUUCUCUUAUUCCAUCUCCUUUUUGCAGCCUGAGUCCCCUCUACCUUUUCUUUCUGGGUACUUUUGGUAUCCUAUCUCUUCAGGUAAUGACUAUAGAUGUGGCUAGUCACAUUCCACCAGCCUUGUGGUCUUCUCACCUCUUCCUUUCACUUGGCUGUUAGUCUCUUGCUGCUUUUUCCCUCAGCUUCUGAGAGAUGGGAAAUUUGCAGAGAAAUAGUGGAAGAGCUCACUUUUCUGAAAGAUAUCUCCACAUCAGAAGCACUUAGAGAAGUGCUUCACAGCAUGUAAAGGUGGGCAUGAGCCCUCAGCAUGGCUGCCCACCUGUCUCAUGGGACAGACCUGUUGGUGUACAGAUCAGGGUGCUUCUCAAGAUAGAGUUCUCCAGGUAGGGGACAUUAGCCUGGGAUCUAAGACAAGACCACAUGGGUCCACAAAGCUGGGCACUGCCAAGUGGAGUGAGAGUGCUAUGUACAAGUCACACUUGGAACCACGGGGAAACAGCUCCACAGAGGCCACAGUGCAGGGUUGAAAAUUCCCUGGAAUUGGCCAUUUUUUUUUCUUGCAGGUGGUGAAAUAAAGAAUUGUUUUGAGUUCUA
Molecule: messenger RNA, 3122 nt
Organism: Odocoileus virginianus texanus
Lineage: Eukaryota; Metazoa; Chordata; Mammalia; Artiodactyla; Cervidae
Source: RefSeq, a predicted model, not a curated record